AGCCCCCACAAAAGGCUCAAAAGCCAGAAACCCCUCUUCUUCUUCUUCUUCUUCUUCUUCUUAUUAUUAUUAUUAUUUUUCUUCUGCUUCUCUCUCACUGAAUCGAAGCGCCAAUGGAAACCAUACUUGCAGACUGUGUUCAUCACAGUCUUCGCCAUUUCAUGUACCGGAAUGCCAUUUUCAUGUGUGAAAGACUCUGCUCCGAGUUCCCAUCUGAGACAAAUAUGCAGUUACUAGCUGGCUGUUUUUUGCAAAACAAUCAGGCUUAUGCUGCAUACCAUAUAUUAAAAGGAACGCAAAUGGCUCAAUCCCGCUACUUGUUUGCAAUAUCAUGCUUUCAGAUGGAUCUUCUUCAUGAGGCAGAGGCUGCAUUAUGUCCACCCAACGAGCCUGGUGCUGAGAUUCCAAAUGGUGCAGCAGGUCAUUACCUUCUUGGGCUUAUUUACAGGUACACUGACAGAAGGAGAAGUGCUAUUCAACAUUUUCAGCAGGCAUUAUCUCUAGAUCCUUUGAUGUGGUGUGCUUACGAGGAGCUUUGCGUAUUAGGUGCUGCUGAAGAUGCAUCUUCAGUUUUUGGUGAAGCGGCUGUUCUUUGCAUACAGAAGCAGUGUCUGCAUAAUAGAUCCGAAAACUUGCAGACGUUAAGUGAUGAUCUGAACUCAGCUUCUGCUAGGAAUAAUAAUCCAGAUGAUGCCCGGACAAGGCAAUCAAAACAAGCACAAAGCAAUAAUUUAAGAGAUAUUCCUACAAAUUAUCAUGGGGCAGUUAACUUGGGAGGACCUACAAGUCAAAUUGCAAAUGGCGGUUCAAAUAUAUCAUUUUAUAACACUCCUUCACCUGUAUCUGCACAGAACUUGCAGUUAUCUGCUAUUGCUCCUCCACCCUUAUGCAGAAAUACACAGCAGAAUGGAUCUAAUCUGAACUCGCUUGGUACAGAUAGUUCAAGGUCAACUGUUAACUCUAUCAUACAAGCCCCUCGAAGAAAAUUUGUAGAUGAAGGGAAAUUACGUAAGAUUUCAGGGAGGUUAUUCUCUGAUUCUGGCCCUCGAAGAAGUAGCAGACUUGCUGGAGAAGCAGGGGCCAACACAAACGCAAGUGCCGCAGGAGCUGCUAAUAAUGGAGCUAUCAACUCUACCAAAUAUCUUGGUGGUUCCAAGUUGAAUUCUAUUACAUUUCGUUCUAUGGCAGGUCGCAAAGGACAGUCCUUUGCAAAUGAGAAUAUUGACGAAGGUAUUCAAAAUGAGGCUUUUGAUGAUUCUCGUUCCAAUGCCUCAUUAUCCGUCUCCAGUUCAUCACCUUCUAGUGAUAAUAGAACUCUUGAGCAAGGAGUAACCAAAUCAGUUGGAGGAAGUCUCACAAAUGAUGCUAAAAUAAUUAAUGGCGCAUCAGAAAUAUUAGGCCUCCUGAGAAUAUUAGGAGAAGGAUAUAGACUUUCAUGCCUGUUCAGAUGCCAGGAUGCCCUGGAUGUCUACCAUAAACUUCCUUACAAGCAUUACAGUACAGGCUGGGUGCUUUCACAGGUUGGAAAAGUGUAUUUUGAAUUGGUAGAUUACUUAGAAGCUGAUCGAGCUUUCAGUCUUGCUCGCCAUGCUUCACCUCACAGUUUGGAAGGAAUGGAUGUUUAUUCUACAGUUCUUUAUCAUUUAAAGGAAGACAUGAAGCUAAGCUACCUGGCUCAAGAAUUGAUAUCAACGGACCGUUUAGCUCCUCAAUCUUGGUGUGCCAUGGGAAACUGCUACAGCUUGCAGAAGGAUCAUGAAACUGCAUUAAAAAAUUUCCAGCGUGCUGUCCAACUAAAUCCAAGAUUUGCUUACGCUCACACCCUCUGUGGACAUGAAUAUGUGGCCUUGGAAGAUUUUGAGAAUGGUAUCAAGAGCUACCAGAGUGCACUACGAGUAGAUUCUAGACACUAUAACUCCUGGUACGGACUUGGUAUGAUAUAUCUUCGACAAGAGAAGUUUGAGUUUGCUGAGCAUCACUUCCGAAUGGCUUUCCAAAUAAAUCCUCGUUCUUCAGUUGUAAUGUCAUAUCUUGGUACUUCUUUGCAUGCUUUGAAGAGGAGUGAGGAUGCCAUGAUGAUGAUGGAGAAGGCCAUCCUUGCAGAUAAGAAGAACCCACUUCCUAUGUAUCAGAAAGCUAACAUACUUGUAAGCCUGGAACGUUUCGAUGAAGCUUUACAAGUUCUUGAGGAGCUUAAAGAGUAUGCCCCUCGAGAAAGCAGCGUGUAUGCUUUGAUGGGUAAGAUCUACAAAAGACGGUACAUGCACGAGAAAGCAAUGCUUCAUUUUGGUCUUGCCUUGGAUUUGAAACCAUCUGCCGCUGAUGUAGCUACCAUUAAGGCUGCCAUCGAGAAGCUGCAUGUACCUGAUGAAAUAGAAGACAACUUAUGAGAAUUCUCUUUCUUCCAACGGGAAAAAGGAAAUGAUGGAGAAUACGGUGUAUAACUUAAUCGACACGCACUUUGAUUGGCUGCCUCACGAAGCGAGUUAACUAUACAAGCAUCAUGGGGGAUCUGGGGCGCCCGCAAUCAAGUCGGCCAAUCAACCUAGCACCGGUAAAACCUCAGUUUUGUAGGUGAGUUCACACAUUAAGAGUAAACUAUGUGAGCAAAAGGUGCAAAAAGAUGCCCCAUUACUUGUACAAAGGGCUGUAAUCGUGUUAUAACAAAUCAGUAAUGUUUGUAACAUUAGCCUGCCAAUAUAUUUGAUUCACCCAUUUGUUGGUAUAA
Molecule: messenger RNA, 2728 nt
Organism: Benincasa hispida (wax gourd)
Lineage: Eukaryota; Viridiplantae; Streptophyta; Magnoliopsida; Cucurbitales; Cucurbitaceae
Gene: HBT
Product: CDC27 family protein
Biological process (GO): metaphase/anaphase transition of mitotic cell cycle; cell division; anaphase-promoting complex-dependent catabolic process
Cellular component (GO): anaphase-promoting complex; cytoplasm
Molecular function (GO): protein binding
Source: RefSeq, a predicted model, not a curated record